Ipomoea triloba (trilobed morning glory) is the source of this 1160-nucleotide messenger RNA. Its product is annotated as calmodulin-binding protein 25. The coding region runs from base 226 to 924 and encodes 232 amino acids. The transcript has a single exon. NCBI's taxonomy places the organism in Eukaryota, Viridiplantae, Streptophyta, Magnoliopsida, Solanales, Convolvulaceae. Gene Ontology annotation, biological process: response to osmotic stress. The record is from RefSeq and is a predicted model, not a curated record. Gene Ontology annotation, molecular function: calmodulin binding. Gene Ontology annotation, cellular component: nucleus.
CAUCUACUUUCUCUCCUUUACAACCAUUCUUAUCUCCUCUCUUCUUAUCCCUCAUUCCCUGCAAUAUUCUUCCGCAUCUUUAGAUAGACUCAAAUCCUCUUUCUUUCUAGCCAAGGAAUGUUGUAGGGGAAAGGAAUUCUUUAAUUCCUGUUUUAAUUGGAGUGGUUUUUAAGAAUUGGGGAAACUACUUUUUGGAGUUUUGGAGGUUUUUGAGUAUCGGAAAAAAUGGCUUCUUAUGACAAUUUGAUGACGAUGGAGCCGUGGGCUUUUCGUUCCGCAUUCGGCGAUUCUUGGUAUUCCGACGUGUUUGCUCGCGAAACUGAUGCUCUGACGAAGGUUCUCCAGAAAUCGCUGUCUUCUCCGGUGGCUCCGCCACCGCAGGCGGCGGCGGAGGGGUUCGCCGCUGAGAUGGUGUUUUCUGUCGCGGUGCCUGAGACGACGCCGGUUCAGACUCCCAGCGCUUCCGGUCCGACCGGUUCAGGUGGUUCGGAGAACGAAACUGCCGGUUCGAAAAGGCGGAACGUGGGCCCCAGCGGGAAGAUCACGAAGCGCAAAUCUCGCGCCGCGAAACGCGCAACUACCACGUACAUAACCGCCGACGCUGCGAACUUCAGGCAGAUGGUGCAGCAGGUGACCGGCGUGAGAUUCGGCGGCGCCGGAAAGCUGCCGGUGCCUCCCAUCCUUAAACCGGAGCCUCACCGCGCCGUCAACCAGCUUCCGCCGCACACCGCCGGCUGCUUGCCCACCCUCGACACCUCAGCUUUCUUACUCGACCAGAAACAACACCUCGGCUCCUCCCCGGCGUCUCUAAUCCGGCCAACAACGCUGACUUCUCCUCCGCCUCCGACGGUGGCCGACGGCGGCGUGACGGGCUUUGACUUUGACGCUUUCUCAAGCUUCCCCACGCUGGAGUCCUGGAACUAAUGUAGUAAUGCAGUAACUCGUAGUUUUACUAAUACACCCUCGUCUGUAAUUCUGAUUUUCAUUUUCAUUUUAAUAUCUUCGGUAAUUAGUGAGUUAGUAGAAGGGUAAAACUGAAAAUUCUGUUAAUACUAUGUAGCAGCGGGGGCAGGAAAGGAAAGGAAAUGUGUCUUUUUAAUUUUAACUUAUAAACUGUAAUUUCUUUCUUUAAUCAUUAUGGAGUAUUAUUACUAGAAAAA